Helicoverpa armigera (cotton bollworm) is the source of this 3418-nucleotide messenger RNA. Its product is annotated as glycine receptor subunit alpha-2. NCBI's taxonomy places the organism in Eukaryota, Metazoa, Arthropoda, Insecta, Lepidoptera, Noctuidae. The record is from RefSeq and is a predicted model, not a curated record. The coding region runs from base 591 to 1943 and encodes 450 amino acids. Gene Ontology annotation, cellular component: synapse; plasma membrane; neuron projection. The transcript is spliced from 10 exons. Gene Ontology annotation, molecular function: transmitter-gated monoatomic ion channel activity involved in regulation of postsynaptic membrane potential; excitatory extracellular ligand-gated monoatomic ion channel activity; chloride channel activity. Gene Ontology annotation, biological process: nervous system process; signal transduction; chloride transmembrane transport.
ACUUUGUUGCAAUUACUAGUGGAAGUUUGAUAUGUAAAAUUAGUUAUCAGAAGUGAAACACGUGGGUCAUUCACGUCACGGCCGACGUGUCCGGUCAGCACUCAAAUAUGAAUUAAGCAGUUAAUGAUGGCAGCAUAUCGUCGCAGACGCCGAGCGUUCGUCUCGUAGUCGGUUGCGUAGCGAUAGUUUUGGUCGCGUCGCGAGUCAGCCGCGUCACAGGGUGAGAUCGCGCGGAAGCGAAGGUUGCGCCCGUGACCGCGCCCGCCCGCCGUCGCCGCGGUAUCGGCCACCCGCCGCAGUCGCGCAGUAUCGCGCCGCGCUCGCUCAUCCCCGGACCUCGAGCAGCGCGGGCUGUGCAGCACGAGGGUCACCAGCCUGUGUAGUGAUGUGCCGUUCAUGCCGCCGAUGAUGUGUGGGCGGCGAGUGAGUGAAGUGAGAGUAUGCGCGCGAGGUGACGCCAGGCGCCGGCCGUCGCGCCCGUAGCCCGACAUGUGGACACUGCUGCCGCCGCUGCUGGCGGUGGUCGCGCUCGCCGGGGGCGCCGCCUUCACGCCCGACAGGGACUUGCUAGAGUGUGCGAGAUCCUGUACAUGGACCAGCAUGUAUACGAUAUUCCAAAAAGCUACAACAGAAACAUUCCACCCGACAAAAACACGACGGUUUACGUGGGGGUGAAUGUCAACCGGGUGUCUGGAGUUGAUGAAAAUAAAGAGUCCGCAUGGUCUCCGCAGGAGAUAACGCUGGACGUGUUCCUGCAAGUGUCGUGGGCAGACAGCCGGCUGCACGUGCCGCCCAACAUGCCCUUCAUCGACCUGCCGUGGGAGUUCCGCGCGCUCAUCUGGACGCCAGACCUGUACAUCUGGCAGCUCCAGACCAUGAGGAUCCUCUCCGUCCUCCAGGAGAUGGCGUCGCUGCGCCUCUACUCCAACCGCACCGUCUCAGUCAGUAUUGGCGCAACAAUAACAAUCAAGUGCGAGAUGGACUUCGUUCUGUAUCCUUUGGACGUGCAGAACUGCGCCAUCGACUUCAGUAGUUAUAAAUACACAACGCAGGAUGUGCGUUUCGAGUGGCGGGAGGUGGCGCCGUGGCUGGGCAUCGGCCCGGUGGGCAGCGAGCAGCGCAGCGAGUUCCGACUGCCCAAAUAUGUGGUCACCUUCGUCACGGACAAAAGUAAUCAUAUUCGCAAUUUUGGUGAAGGGGAGCAUUCUGCAGCGCGACUGCAGAUCAAGCUAUCCCGGGAGUUGCGGAGCUACUUGCUGGAGAGCUACCUGCCGUCGUCACUGUUCGUCAUCAUCUCGUGGGGCAGCUUCUGUGUGAUCCCUGAGAUCGUACCCGGCAGGAUGGUGUUACUUGUCACCACACUGCUCUCUCUUGUCACCAUGUUCGACACUGUCAGGUACACAAACUCGCCAGACGCGCUUGAGCUGAAGUGCAUCGAAGUAUGGUUGAUCUCAUGCACGAUAUUCGUGUUCCUGGCGCUCAUGGAGUACUUCGUGGUGCUGUUUGGCAUCCGCUACGACAAGAGCUGGAGCCGGCGGCGCGCGGACCUGCGCCGAGCUGCCUCCGCCGCGCAGCUCGCGCCGCCGCCGCUACAUAUCAAUCACUCACAGAGGCUGAGCACGCCGGUGACGGGCACGCCGCAGGGCGGGAUGUUCUCGCCCACCUUGAGUGUCGAGGAUGACGGCUUCAAGCAACAGAUGGAACACCAAACCAUCCAGAGGGACUCUCCGAUACUGGAGUCGAUGCCGUCGGGGAGCGGGCCGAGCGGGUUCCUGGCGCGGCUGGGGCAGGCGGCGGACCGCGGCGUGAUGUUCUGCGGCGCGCAGCACGGCGCGCUCGACAAGUUCGCGCUCAUGGUGUUCCCCAUGUGCUUCUGUCUGUUCACCGUCAUCUACUGGAGCACGUACCUCAGCGAGGCGCAUCGGGCCUCGCGCCUCAAGUGAACCGAACCCACUUUGUGAUCAUAGUGCCUAUGCAGACCGACUGUUGUGUAUAUAUUAGACGAAUUACUAGUCGAAUUAUCAAUUUUAACGUGUGACCCUAUAAUGUUAAGUUUAAUUCAAUCUAAUUAACGAACAAUGUUGAAUAGUUUUAACGCGGCGUUAUGGUGUUUCUAAGGAAUGUCUUCGUACAUACAUACGCUAUUGUUUAAGUUUGUUAUGAAUUUUUAUUUCAAAUACCUAUUACAUAUUUAAUGAUCUUAUAGAACCUAAGAAUAGAGCUGUAAAUGUGCCUUUGAAAAUGCGGUUUCAAUUGAAUAAGAUUGAGGACUGUUAGUAGGUACUAAAUUCUAAAAUUAAACCUUACUCUAGGAAUGCUCAGAAAUAAGAAAUCAUUUCGAGAGAUUUAAAAAAGAAAGCGUAAUAUAAUGAAAACAAUAAUAUCGUUAAGUACGUAAGCGGGCAGUUUGGGGACCACAGUUGAGCUCAAUAGUACAAAAACUAUGCUAAGGAAAAUGCCUUUCUGACUCGGGUGCCUUUUGCCUUGUUAGUUCAAUGAAUUUUAUCGAAAAUGAUUUUCUCUAUCUACUUAAAGACGAGGUUAAUAGCCUUGUGAGUCUUAGUACAGCUUACAUGUACAAAAUAUUUGUAAUGGAGUGUUUCUACAUUGCUUUUCUAUCACAUCUCCUUAAUAGGUAAUUGAAUAGCCUGUUUCUAUAAAACUGUUUUUGUUUUAAACCAUAGCCCUAACUUUGUGAUUCAUGAUAUUUGUUUUAUUUUUCUGGAAGCCAUUUUCUGUAUAAUAUAAGAUCAUGUUCCCGAUCCCAAACUCAUUAAUGGCAUUUAGACAAAUGCCUAAAAGUAGGUACUUAAGCCUACAUUGUAAUAUAAAGUUAUGUAAGUUUAGCAAGUAAAUAUGUAUUAACUAAGGCCUGAGAUAAUACCGAUAUCAUAGAGAUUGUAGUGCUCAUUUAGAUUUAUUAACUUAUUAUAAAUACUAGCUUGUAGGUUGUCAUCCUAAGAUAAUUUUAUACCUUAAAAUUAUGGAGAAUGUUAAUUUUAUGCAACAUACGACAUUUGUAAAAAUAUGCAAUGCCGAAAUUGUACGAAUUUAUAACGAAUUAAUUGCUUUAAAUUGAAGUUCAGAUGUCAUGAUCAGUUCUUUUUAGAAAACCGGAGAAACAACACAUUUGAUUGAUGCUAAUCACACUUAGGUAAUUUCCUAAGUAUGACAAAAAUUACUAUAAAAUCAUGUUGGUUGCACUGUGCAUCCAUGAUUAAAGAAUUAUGGAAUAAAACAGAUAUUUGAGUGACCUUACGAUCUUUGGAAUGUAAGAUCAACUAAAGACGACAGUAAUAGUUAUUUACAGAAAAAAAAUGAAUUAAAAGAACUUUCGGAGUUAAACUAAGGUUAAAGGUAUGAUGAGCUCUGGCUAAUUUCUCCCUGAUUCGAUGAUAAAAUAACCAAAUAACUCGAA